AUUUGGGCAAAAAGAAGAAUACGAAAAAGAAGUGGGAGACGAAUGCAAAGAAAACCGAUUGUCCUGGACGAACUGUUGGGCACGAGCGCGAUCAGGAAGGAAAGCACAUACACGAAGGUGGCAGUGACAGGGGUGGCGAAGGUCACGGGGUCGGGCCUAGGGGUGGCAUCAUGGACUCUCAUCAGCACCAGUUCUGCCUCAAGUGGAAUAGUUUCGGCAGCAACUUAGCGACAGCGUUCUCGAAUUUGUUCAAAAGCGAGAGUCUGACCGAUGUCACCCUAUUCUGCGAGGGCGUAACGUUCAAGGCGCACAGAUUAAUCCUCGCAGCAUGCAGCAAACAUUUCCAAGAGCUCUUCGAAGGAAUGCCUCCAUCUCCCGCGGGACUGAUCGUUAUUCUCGAUGGGACGAGCGCCCACAAUAUGGCGUCCCUUCUCGAAUUCAUGUACCGUGGCGAGGUACACGUGUCCCAGGAAUCCCUCAGCUCUUUCCUCAAAGCGGCCGAAUGCCUUCAAGUAAAGGGUCUGUCCAUCGAGCACGAGAAACUGGCGGUGGCGCAGAGGCACGCCGCGGAGACCAAUAACUCGUCCACUGACACCGGGGGUGGUGGCGGCGGUGGCGGUGGCAGCGGAGUCAGCGAGAACGGUGGCGGAGUCAGCGGCAGCGUGAACAGUAAUGUGGGCGGCGGUAGCGUCGGUGGUAGCGUGGGCGGGAACGGUGGUGUCGGCGGCGGCGGUGUCGGUGAGGUGAGCGACUUGAGCGAAGCGGGUGAAGCAACCAUGGUGAGGAACACCAUGAAGAGAACCCCCACACCGGCCCCGUCGCCCGCUCCUGCCUAUACCGUGCCCAGCCUCUACUCUACCUCUCACUAUUACGAAAGCCCGCCGAAAAGGCUGAUGAGAUCGCCCAGCGACGUUGAUAGUCUCGGAAGGGCGAGCGUGUUACGCGACGGCACCGCUUUCCGGCCCGCAUCCGCUCCGCAUCCGUUACUCCUGGAAAACCACUUCUAUCAGCCGUUCACUCAUCCCUCGGAGACACCCGCGCAUCCCCACACAGCGCCCCACACACCGACGGAAUUGGAACAGGAACUGGAACGUGCGAGGUCCGAGGAGCGUAGCAAUUGCGACCUGAAGGAGAGCGUGGCUGAAGACCUUCGAAUAAAGCAAGAACCGGUGGCGCUCACCGAUCGGGAGAGGGCAGAGAAAUUGGCAGAAAGAUUAUCGGGCGAGGUUUACACCGGGGGAAGAGGGUUCGACGGCGGCCAUUACGGUCAGAAUUCGGACCACAUGCAGCACGGUGGACAAAUGGGCCCGGCUAUAGUCCCAUUGCCACCGGCUCACCCACCGACUCCUGAUCUCAGCCCUGCACCGACCACCCCCGCUAUGUGGAACACGAAAAUCAACAAGGCUGGCACUGUCACCACUCCUGAUGGCAAGAAACUGAAGUGUCCGUUCUGCGAACGACUGUACGGAUACGAGACGAACCUGCGGGCUCACAUCAGGCAACGUCACCAGGGGAUCAGGGUGCCGUGUCCGUUCUGUUCGCGGACGUUCACACGGAACAACACGGUCAGACGGCACAUCGCGCGGGAGCACAAAACCGAGCUGAGUCUGAAGGCCUUUCAGCAGUCGAAUCACUCGGUGUCGGACACGGUGCCGCAGUAAGGGACGUCUUCGUCGUCUUAGCCGUCGUCGUUGUCUUUAUGGUCGUCGCUGUCGUGAGCGCCAGGGAGGGGCUGGGGGGGCACAGUUAUACAUAUAUAUUCAUAUGUUAUAAACUGUGUAAACACCCGGUUCGCGAGCACGUGACACGCCACAGGAAGAACGAUCCACGAAGAUGGAAAGAAGCGCGAGCAAGACGAGCUAAAGGUGUCAACACCUUUUCCCUUCGUCCGUUGGUCAACGCCCCGGUCCUUAUUUUGUGUCCAGUCUGAUAGUGGCUCUCUGAAGUCCCUGUGACACGAGUCCACGUUGCAAUUGACAGCACUGAUAGCCUGGAUCGCAGCCCGAAGAGGAUGAUAUCCCUGGCUCGGACAAGUGGGCUACAAAGGGCGAUCCUAGGCGACCAUCCCCUCCCGCUGGGUCAACGCGACCAGAUCCGUUCGUAAUAGUAGUGUCAAUUACGAGCGUCUCUUGAUCCGACCCGCGCCGAUGUCCCUGUCGAUGGAAACGCAGACGAUUGAAUUGGGACAUUGGAGCCAUGUCGGUUGGGACAUCUCAGGAAUCGAAGGAGACUGGUUUUGGAGGAUCACUUCUCGGGACAUGGUUCUCAUUCCGCGAUUUUAGAGUCCGGGAUUCGUCGAACCUGUUCUUUUGUUUUUAUAGAAGCGAUUGAUAUAGACACACGCUUUAUCGAAAUGUUUUGUCGCGGGAGAGGGAGAUGGCCGUGGUCGAGGCCAGCAUAGGCGUUGACUCGCGGAAAUAGGAAAAUUUGUCCCGGUGAUCGGAUCACGGAUAGAUGGAAACACACGGUGAAAUAUGGAAGAGAAGACGAUGACUGAUGAUCAGAUCGGUAGACGGAGGAAGAAGCUCGGG
Molecule: messenger RNA, 2531 nt
Organism: Dufourea novaeangliae
Lineage: Eukaryota; Metazoa; Arthropoda; Insecta; Hymenoptera; Halictidae
Gene: chinmo
Product: protein abrupt
Exons: 7
Coding region: 171-1661 (496 amino acids)
Biological process (GO): regulation of transcription by RNA polymerase II
Cellular component (GO): nucleus
Molecular function (GO): protein binding
Source: RefSeq, a predicted model, not a curated record